UCCUCUGCCACUCCGCACCCGCCGGCGGAGCACCCGGGGUGGCAGCGCUGCGCGCUCAGACCUACCCGGCUGCGGCGAGGCGGCCCUCGGUGCGUCCCGAUCCCACCGCGUGCUUUGCGACCCGGCUGCGGAGCGUUCGGCUGCCCGCAUGGACACGGCGCUGAAACGGAGCCGCUCUGAGGAGCCGGCGGAGCUCCCGCCGCCCGCCCGGGAGGCGGAGGAGAAAGAGGAGGAGGAAGAGAGGAUGGAACAGGGCCUGGAGGAGGAGGAGGAAGAGGUGGACCCCCGGAUCCAGGGAGAACUGGAGAAGUUAAAUCAAUCCACGGAUGACAUCAACAGGCGGGAGACUGAACUUGAGGAUGCACGCCAGAAGUUCCGAUCUGUCCUGGUCGAGGCGACGGUGAAACUGGAUGAACUGGCGAAGAAAAUCGGCAAAGCCGUGGAGGACUCGAAGCCCUACUGGGAGGCCCGGAGGGUGGCAAGGCAGGCUCAGCUGGAGGCUCAGAAAGCCACACAGGACUUCCAGAGGGCCACCGAGGUGCUCCGUGCCGCCAAGGAAACGAUCUCCCUGGCUGAGCAGCGGCUAUUGGAGGAUGACAAGCGGCAGUUUGACUCUGCUUGGCAGGAAAUGCUGAACCAUGCUACUCAGAGGGUCAUGGAGGCCGAGCAGACCAAGACAAGGAGUGAGCUAGUGCACAAGGAGACAGCAGCCAGGUACAACGCCGCCAUGGGUCGUAUGCGCCAGCUGGAGAAGAAACUCAAGCGAGCCAUCAACAAGUCCAAGCCUUAUUUUGAGCUAAAGGCAAAGUACUACGUGCAGCUUGAGCAACUGAAGAAGACGGUGGAUGACCUUCAGGCCAAGCUGGCCCUGGCAAAGGGCGAGUACAAGGCAGCCCUGAAGAGUUUGGAGAGGAUCUCAGAUGAGAUACACGAGCGGCGGCGUUCCAAUGCCAUGGGGCCCCGGGGCUGUGGCGUGGGGGCAGAGGGCAGCAUCACCUCGGUGGAGAACCCACCUGCAAGCAAACCUGAGCCUGAUGCCAUUUCUGUGGCUUCAGAAGCCUUUGAAGAUGACAACUGCAGCAACUUGGUGUCUGAAGAUGACUCGGAAACCCAGUCUGUGUCCAGCUUUAGUUCGGGACCGACGAGUCCAUCUGAAAUGCCUGACCAGUUCCCUGCAGUGGCAAGGCCCGGCAGCCUGGAUCUGCCUAGCCCCGUGUCCCUGUCAGAAUUUGGGAUGAUGUUCCCAAUACUGGGUCCUCGAAGUGAAUGCAGUGGGGCCUCCUCCCCUGAAUGUGAGGUCGAACGAGGAGACAGAGCAGAAGGGGCCGAGAAUAAAAUGAGUGACAAAGCCAACAACAACCGUGUUCUCAGCAGCACCAACCGUGGCAGUGGCAGGAGCAGGAGCCAAAGCAGCACGUCCCUUGAGGGCCAGGCCUUGGAAACCCGGAUGAAGCAGCUCUCCCUACAGUGCUCAAAAGGAAGAGAUGGAAUUAUUGCUGACAUAAAAAUGGUGCAGAUUGGCUGAUUCACCAAGGGCUAUGGCCCAUGUGCAGAUCAUAUUUAUACAUGAAAUUCAAGAACAUUGUGCCAAUAAUCAUUUAACAUAAGCCAAAUAGUAUGCAUUUACUCUAAACUGCACUAACCAAGUUUCAGUGACCUUGAGGGCUAAACAUUUUCCCUCUGGUAAGAGCUCUUGGGCUGGUGUGUUUUUCAGAGCAGAGCCAUUGCAGGUAAACCGUGACCAGGGAGGGUCACGGUCUUUGCAGAGCAUUCCCUGUAGCGGCAGCGUGGAAGCAAUAACUAGUUUCUGAGAAAGAACCUGUGCCAGGAGGAGAGCUGGACACUUAGCCAGACUGGGGUCACCAGUCUUCAUCUCUGUCCCCACUUCCCCUUCUUCUUGGGGAAACAUAUCUUCUCUCCAUUACAUCACAGGGCACCAAGACAAUUUAAAAAAUAACACACAAAAAAACUCAAGUGUUCAACACACUGUUGUAACAACAGUGCCAGGAACACAGCUCCUCAUCACCUCUGGUGCUCAGAGGGGGCUUUCAGAAGCAUGUCUUCUGGGAAACCUGUUGAACCAUUUCCUAGGAAAGCUACCAUGAACUGCACUUUUUUUGGGUGGGGACGGUGAAUGCCAAUGCGGGGAUGGGGAAUGAAGUAGCAGGGACGUAGAUAUCAUAGAGGGGAUCUGGGGCUGGGGGCCGUUUGUAGCCUGACCUUAGCCUGCCAGCCAAGGGGCUUUAUUCUAAGAGAAGUGCAUGUGAGGAAUGGUUGCCAUUGCUCUUAUCUAGAUUGACAAGGAGUUCAUUUCUCUGUAGACUGUAAUUUCUACAAUACCUGAGAUUAUUUAAGGUUUAUGCUGCAUCUAGUAUUCCUUAGAGGAAGCUGUCCUUAAAGCUAGGAGGGAAUGGGCAUGGUUGGUAAAUAGAAGCAAUGGAUCUGUUAUGCUAAUAGUGUAUAGACUUAGUGUUUAUGGUUAUGCAUAUUUAGAGCACUGUAUUUUAUUUGUCCUGUUUUAUUAAUCUGAAAGAAAAAAAGAAAACAACUCCCCAUUUACAACUAUUAAUUUUAGCCAUGUGUGUAUAGCUCUUCAUACACUAGUGGUUUCUUUUUUAUUGAUGGACACAGUAUCCUUAUUACAAGGUUAUUUUGUACUUGUUUUAUUACCUUGAGUGUAAUAAAAGCUGAGACUUUGUGACUUCCAAUGAGAAAGUCCAGUUGUCUGUCUUCUCCUCUUGCCUUGUGAAGAAAGAUCAUGGGUGCUGGGGGCAUCUGCUCUCCUUUCAGGUAAGGUGAUGAUGGAGCCUGAACAUUUAGCUCACAUACCAAGGUCUAGAUUAGAAUUCCUACUUUUGCUGUUACAAAGGUGAGCACUGAGGAGAGACAGGCAGGUAGUUCCAGGGGACAGUCCCGAGAAGAGAGGCUUUUAGUUUCACUGGUCAGCAUAGUCUUAGGGGCGGGGGACACGCUGUUAUAUGGUCUCAUCUUCUCAGUCUGAUUUAGUUAAUCUGUGGCACUAAAGUACUUUUUCUAAUGGGAAUCUGAGAGUAGCGGUCUUCAGACAACCCAGAAGAGGGCAUCAGAUCGAUCCCAUUACAGAUGGCUGUGAGCCACCAUCUGGUUGCUAGGAAUUGAACUCAGGACCUCUGGAAGAGCAGCCAGGGCUCUUAACCAUUGACCAUCUCUUCAGCCCCCAGUACUGGACUUUGUAAUGUAUAUGCUACAUACUGAAAUGUGCUGUGGGAAUAAGUGCCUAGUAACCAUAAGUGCUUUGCCUGUUUCUAUUCCAUCUCAGUUGGUGGACGUCCCUUUCAAUCGCUCUGUUCUGGCAGGGAAACAAUGCUCAUUUCCCCUUCCUGUCAAUACCUUUGAGGUAAAGUUGUGUAAUCUAUUUCUGGCAGAGACUAGAAGACGGGAUAGUCUCGAGGUGGGAAGUUAAGUGCUAUAUCCCUUCCGUGGGCACAGGCGUUUCACAGCAUGCCUUCCUGCUUUGGGUCCCCUCACCCAUCAGCCUGCCAUCUCCCACAGCAGGAAGGACAGAAACCUUCGACCCUGUUUCUUCGUCACUUUCUUGCCUGUCUCCCUUCACACUUCCAGGUUAAAGCAGUGCCACUCUUGUCAUCUCAGCCUCCUCUGCAAUGUUGGGGACUCACUCUCACACCUGAACUGAAACUUAGCUAAUUUCAGUUUUUGGCCCUCCAGCUCAUGUUUGAUUUUUUGAGGUGACCGCAAUAACUGAACCGUGUACUACUACUUCUAGAAUAUUGAUAAUUUCCUUUACCUUGUGUGUGGGGUGGGGUGGGGUAAGGGGAGUUUCUUCUUUAAGUCUGAGCAUCUAUGUGCAUACUGAAAUGAGAUAUCUGAACCACC
Messenger RNA from Mus pahari (shrew mouse), 3873 nucleotides. RefSeq names its product SH3 domain binding protein 5 (gene Sh3bp5). Lineage: Eukaryota; Metazoa; Chordata; Mammalia; Rodentia; Muridae. Gene Ontology annotation, cellular component: cytoplasm. Gene Ontology annotation, molecular function: protein kinase inhibitor activity. The record is from RefSeq and is a predicted model, not a curated record. The transcript has 9 exons. The coding region runs from base 149 to 1525 and encodes 458 amino acids. Gene Ontology annotation, biological process: negative regulation of protein tyrosine kinase activity; intracellular signal transduction.